GAGCAUCGUCAGACUUCUGAGUGCCUGGGACACACGCAUACCUGUUGAGCUGCAGGGAGAUCUCACGACUUCUACUUUCGGAAUUUCAUCGAGGCAAUCUGCUUACGGUUGAGAAUUCAGAAAUGACGGACAAUCUUAUUCCCGACGGUUGCCCGACCGACGGACCGGUAGAGAAUGGCUACUUCAAAAAGGGAUGUAAUCCAUUUGCCCAGACAGGUCGCAGUAAGCUGCAGAAUAAAAGAGCACUUCUCAACCAUCAAAUCAUCAAGCAGAUGAGGAUGAGAGCUGGAGCAGAGAACCUCCUCAAGGCGACUACAAAUAAUAAGGUUCGGGAGCAGGUGGUGCUGGAGUUGAGUUAUUUCAACUCUGAUCUGCAGCUUCUCAUGGAACAGCUGGAAGGACUCAACAGCUCUGUGGAGGUUUAUCAGAACGUAGAAGAGUCAUCCAGCAUCCCACUCAUCCCUCUGGGUCUGAAGGAGACAAAGGAUGUGGAUUUCACUGUUCCUCUCAAGGACUUUAUUCUGGAACACUACAGUGAAGACGGCUCAAACUUUCAGGAUCAGAUAGAUGAUCUGAUGGACUUGAGACAGGCCUGUCGGACCCCCAGUCGUAAUGUUGCUGGUGUAGAACUGCUUGCUAGCUACUUCAGUCAACUUGCCUCCUUGGAGAGUCGAUUCUUCUCCCCUACGCGUCAGAUCGGCAUUUUCUUCACAUGGUAUGACUCCUUUACCGGCGUGCCUGUGUGUCAGCAGAACAUCUCUCUGGAGAAAGCCAGUGUGCUCUUCAACAUGGCAGCUCUCUACUCACAGAUCGGCACCCGUGCCAACAGACAGACACAAGCCGGACUCCAGGACGCCAUUUCUGCAUUCCAGAAAUCUGCAGGUGUUCUGUACCACCUAAAGGAGACGUUCACACACACUCCUAGUUAUGAUAUGAGUCCUGCUAUGCUGAGCAUGCUGAUUCGGCUGAUGCUCGCACAGGGGCAGGAGUGUCUGUUUGAGCUAAUCGCUCUACCAGGAAUCCGAAAUGAAUUCUUCAGCCUGCUCAAAAUGGCCCAAGAGGCUUCCAAGGUGGGAGAGAACUACAAUCAAGUUCUCCAGUCCAUGAUCCAGACCCCCGUUAAGAACAACGUGCCCUUUUUCUGGACCACCAUGUCCCAGCUGAAGAUCAAUCACUACAACUCUCUUGCCCACUACUUUGUCUCCACUGCUCUGUUGGACCACCAGUUAACCCCCAGUGAUGAUGAGGACAAGCAGGAGAAGGCUCUGUCGCAGAUAUAUGACACUAUGCCUGAGGGACGUUCCCCACUUGACAUCCUGAAGAAUAAGGAGGAGAGACGGAGGAUAGGCAAAGCUCAUCUGAAGCGUGUCAUCAUGGGACAUGAAGAGGCGAUCCGCACGCAUGCUCUCUGUCAACAUCUGCAAAAACUGGACAUCCUGAAGGAAAUUCUGCAAGCCAGCCACAAACGUUCUCUUGCCAAGUUUGAACAAAACGUCAAGGAAGACGAGUUCAUAGACUACAUGGUUGCACCUGAAAUCAUCUCUAAAACAGAAAAGAAAGCGGAGAUGGAGAUUCCUGCUGCCACCAAGGUGAAAGUCACAGACUUAUUCCAGAAGCUGGGGCCUUUGUCUGUUUUCUCAGCAAAGCAGAGAUGGACAGCCCCACGCACCAUCAGGCUGAAACUGCAGGACAGAGAUCUCGGAUUCACUCUGAAGGGAGAUGCACCCGUUCAGAUACAGUCACUCGAUCCACUUUGUCACGCCGCGGCUGAGGGACUGAAAGAGGGAGAUUACCUUGUUGCUGUGGGUGAUACAGAUUGUAAAUGGAUGGGAGUGAGUGAUGUGAUGAAGCUUUUGAAGGAUGUGGGUGAGGAGGGCAUCAACAUUAGAGUUGUCAGCAUGAUGGACAGCAGCAGCCAGCCAAUGCCCACCAAGAGCGCUACGUACUGUGGUGGUCUUCCCAAGACCUACUCCAUGAUCUGCCUGGCUCACAAUGAUGAUGAGCAGAACCCAAAAUCUCGCAAGGUAGCAAAGAAACCGUCAUUCCUCAGUUGGGGUCUCAAGAACAAGCUGAAGAGCAGCAGCACAAUGAGUUUACCCAACGCAGAUUACAGCGGAGCCCUGCCCUGGAACAGACCAUGCCCUACCUUUCCUAGCUCCUAUAAUGAUAGUUCCCUCUACUAAACACACAUACACACACGUAUGUAACUAGAUUUGUACAUACACUGAUAGCACAAAAAACACACUAUAUUUAAAAAAAAAAAAAAAAAAAAAGAGGGAGAGUAAAUGAGAGUGGCUGAAAUUAACUCCCAAAACCCAAUGUACAUUUUGCACAGACCUAUAAACACAGGUGUAAGCUAUUUUUAUUUCUUCAUUAGUGUGGUUGUCUAUAUAAAAUCUCAUCUGUAUAUGAAUGUUGAAAGAUUGUGUUUUAUUGAAUCAGUAGACAAAACACGAUGUGUACGCUGCUCAGAAUAUUUAAAUGUUUUAUUUGUUUGUUUGUUUUAUUAUUCUUGUAUUGAAUGGUUUAAAGGAUGAUGAGGUGUGAUGAAGUUUUUUUUUUUUUUAUAUAUUCUGCCUAUUUCGAGGCUGUUGAAACAAAUCGGUGCCCUCCUCAAAUUAAAAUGAGGGCUGGUAGAUUGACAGUUGCUUUAGGGUGUAGAAAACCAUUUUUCUGCAGUUGUACCUGCCUCUACUUCACUCUGCUCGAGGACAUUAUUUCCUUUGUCUGCACCUCACAGCUUUUGGUCUUGGAAUGUCUGAAUAAGCAGUAAUAUUAUUUUAGUGUAUUUACUUACACUGAAGGGAAAUACUAUGAUAGGACUCUGGCUAUGCUUACCUUAAAUGUAUUGCCAAGUUCAAGCAAGAAGGAUAGAAAAAAUCAUAGCAGUGAAUUCAAAUGCCAUUUUUAUUUAACCUUUGUUUUAUGUGUUUUGUCAAGCACUUCUUAAGUGUUGGAAUGUUUCACUGUCUACAAAGUAGAUUUUUAUACACAUUUGAUAAUCAAAUAAUUUAAAUGCAGAAAUAAAGAGAAAAAAUAUCUAUAUAAAUAUGUAUUCUUUUUAAGGACUGGAAGUAUUCAUUUUUUGUAUCUUAAAAUUAUAAGCCUGAUGUAUAUAAUCAUGGGUAGUUUAAUGGCUGUUGGUCUUUUCUGUGACUCAGUGUACAUUUCUUCUCUUUAUAUGGUGUAGCUCAAAAGGUACAUAUGGCAUGGUGUUUUUUUUCUUCUUCAUUUAUCUUACAAUAUUUAACAUUGCAUUAAACUGCCUCUCCGAAUCUCAGAGGCCUUUAGAAUGCCUUACCAGAGUCAACACUGAAACAAUCUUAUACACUCCUUGAUUGUAAAUACUGUAUUAUGCCUUAUGAAUGUAUCCUUACCAUUUAUGUUUUCGCAAGUGUCACAUUUGGAAUUACAAUGACAAACACAGUUCUGCAAGGAUGUUGAUAUUUUUCAGUUACUUAUUAACAAUUCUUUUAAACUUGAGUUGAUCUGAAUUCUAUAUAUCAGUGCCCUAAAUUCGAAAUUGAUUACUUGCGUAAUGGUGAAACAGAUUCCAGUUUCGUUUCACAACAUUUGCCCAUGUUCUUGUGUUUAUACCUUAUGUGUGGAUUAGCUGUGGGAUAAGUCUGAGGAAAUGUUUGGCUUAUGAUGAAUUAUAUGUUGUUGCCUACUUUUAUGUUGAAUAUGUAAAUCUAGAACUCAAUAAAAUAAGGGGUCAAA
Molecule: messenger RNA, 3720 nt
Organism: Myxocyprinus asiaticus (Chinese sucker)
Lineage: Eukaryota; Metazoa; Chordata; Actinopteri; Cypriniformes; Catostomidae
Gene: rhpn2
Product: rhophilin, Rho GTPase binding protein 2
Exons: 15
Coding region: 123-2183 (686 amino acids)
Biological process (GO): signal transduction; negative regulation of stress fiber assembly
Molecular function (GO): protein binding
Source: RefSeq, a predicted model, not a curated record